AUGGGCGCUGACUACUACAAGCUCCUUGGAGUAGAGAAGGAUGCGAGCGACGACGAAAUCAAGAAGGCGUACAAGAAAAUGGCCUUGAAAUGGCACCCGGAUCGCAAUGGCGGAUCAGAGGAAGCUUCGAAGAAGUUCAAGCAGAUUUCUGAGGCGUUUGAAGUACUCAGUGACAAGCAGAAACGAACGAUCUACGAUCAGCUCGGUGAGGAGGGCCUGAAGGGCGGCGGCAUGCCACCACAAGGUGCUGGCGCCGGUCCUGGGGGCAGCUUCUCUGGGUUCAGCGGAUUCCCCGGUGGCGGAGGAUCCACGUUCACGUUCACAUCGAGUCCGGGCGGUCGCGGCGGCUUUUCACCGACAGAUCCUAACAAGAUUUUCGAGCAAUUCUUCGGGAUGAGCGGACUUGGUGGACUUGGGGGCAUGAGUGGCUUCGGCGGCGGCGGCGGCGGUAACAGGAGGAACACGACCAGCAUGUUUGGAGGUGACCAUGAUGACGACAUGUCGGGCACGUACUUUGGCGGCAUGCCAGGGGCAAUGCCAUCUGGUCGACCGUCAGGCAAUUCUCGACGUCCCCCCACUCCCGUACCAGCCAGCGGCCCGGCGGAAAUCACACGCCCUUUGAAAGUUUCGCUGGAGGAACUUUAUUCCGGUACCGUCAAGCAUCUAAAAGUGGGCCGGAAGUUACUUCACGGCGGUACGGAAGAGAAGGUGCUCGAAAUCCAUGUUCAACCAGGGUGGAAGAGCGGUACGAAGGUGCGCUUCCAGCGUGCGGGCAACGAACAGCCCUUUGGGGAGCCGCAGGACCUGGUGUUCGUCGUGGAGGAGAAGCCGCACGACCGGUGCGUGCGUGAGGGUAGCAACCUUGUUUGCCAUGUAUCCAUACCCCUUGUCGAUGCCCUCGCAGGCGAUGGCGGCAAGCGUACCGUCGAGCAGCUCGACGGAAGGAAGCUACAGGUAUCCCUUCCCAGUGGCAUUGUGAAGCCUGGGUCGCAAACGACCGUGCCGAACGAAGGUAUGCCGAUCCGGAAGGACAGCAGUGUGAGGAGGAGGGGAGAUCUGAUCGUCAAGUGGGAUAUCACAUUCCCAGACCGCCUCACAGCUGCGCAGAAGGAGGGCCUUCGCAAAGUGCUGGGAUGA
Molecule: messenger RNA, 1137 nt
Organism: Sparassis crispa
Lineage: Eukaryota; Fungi; Basidiomycota; Agaricomycetes; Polyporales; Sparassidaceae
Product: Protein psi1
Exons: 4
Coding region: 1-1137 (378 amino acids)
Biological process (GO): translational initiation
Cellular component (GO): cytosol
Molecular function (GO): protein-folding chaperone binding
Source: RefSeq, a predicted model, not a curated record